This is a messenger RNA of Periophthalmus magnuspinnatus, 1499 nucleotides long. It is a transcript of the gene txn2, whose product is annotated as thioredoxin 2. The record is from RefSeq and is a predicted model, not a curated record. Gene Ontology annotation, cellular component: cytoplasm. Gene Ontology annotation, molecular function: oxidoreductase activity, acting on a sulfur group of donors, disulfide as acceptor; protein-disulfide reductase activity. The coding region runs from base 97 to 615 and encodes 172 amino acids. The transcript is spliced from 4 exons. NCBI's taxonomy places the organism in Eukaryota, Metazoa, Chordata, Actinopteri, Gobiiformes, Gobiidae.
CUGUAAAAUGUACUCUGUCUCUUUUGCUGAAUGCGGCUCCAAACCGGAAGUGCUUGUAGUCCAUGAGGCCAAGUGCAGCGGUAACUUAACAGCAAGAUGGCUCAGAGACUACUUUUUCGCAGAAUUUGGACAGUUGCUACAAAAGAACUCCGUCAGAAUCCAGCCCCCUCAGCUGCUGUUGCUUCGUCAUCUUUCUCCACGUCCUUUCAGCCCUCUUCAAGCCGCGGACCCUUCUUGACACCUUCUCAUACUCUACCUUGCUCCCUACCUCUCGCCUUCCACCGACUAGUGUCUUUCAACGUCCAGGACCACGAUGACUUCACAGAGAGGGUCAUCAACAGUGAACUGCCCGUUUUAGUUGACUUUCAUGCACAGUGGUGUGGUCCUUGUAAAAUUCUUGGGCCACGGUUGGAGAAGGCCAUUGCAAAACAGGAAGGCAGGGUAACCAUGGCUAAAGUUGACAUAGAUGACCACACAGACCUAGCAAUUGAAUAUGGGGUUUCUGCUGUUCCAACUGUAAUCGCAAUCCGAGGAGGCGAUGUUGUCGACCAGUUUGUAGGAAUUAAAGAUGACGACCAACUAGACUCAUUUGUUAGCAAGGUCAUUGGACAAUAAACCAGCGGCCUCCUGUUGGGCUGACAACUUUGCCCAUAUAAUAUGUGUGCUUAUAUUAGUAUUAAGAUUUGUGUGUCUGAAAAAAAAUAUUUUAACAUGUCCAAAUGAAAAUCUGACUAAUGAUAUGAAGCUCACAGACACAAUCUGCUUCUUCACAUGUUUUAAUUUUAAUGUUAUUUUAAUCUAAUUUUCAUCUUCAAGUCUAAACUUAUUUACUAACCACUAAACCAAGUGUAUUUACAGAGCUUUAUAUUGCAUUCUAUUCACAAGCUUACUACACACAAAUCUUAGUACCUAAAAAUAUGCACAUAAUUUAGCAAAAUUUUUUAGCCUAUUGUCUCAGUAGCAAGAUAUCACAAUUCACUGGCAUUCUGUCAGCACACACACCCAUCUCUAGACAUAAUGCUUCAGCUAUUUAAUAGCAUUUUAGAUUUUAGUCUCCAGUGGUGGGUGUGUGCCUCUAGUCUAAUUUACAGUUUUAUUUUUCCUCAGCACUAGAGAGCUGCUGAAUGCGUGUUUCCUGUGAAAGUUUAUGUACAUGAAUUACUGCAGCUUCUUUAUCAAGAGGGAUAUAUAGUUUUAGGAAAGGGGAAACUUAAAUGACUAUUGAAUGACUGUGUUACUAGCAGUACCUGUUUCAUACGCAAGGUGGUAACGUUGUUCAAUCUCGGAGCCAUUUGACGUUAAUAUACACCAAUAUGCCUACUAAUGUGAGAGUGGGUGAGUACGAGUUUGUAUGUGAAAUGUUUGAGCAUGGAUCUUGAGUGUAAAAAAUAAACUUAAAUCAAAGUUUAAUUUAGUUUAUACUAAAAUGAAUGAAUGAAUGGAUUUAUGUUCAAUAACAUGUCCAAGUGUAGUAAUAAAGUGUGGGGAAGUAUUCUGUA